Onychostoma macrolepis is the source of this 2489-nucleotide messenger RNA. RefSeq lists its product as uncharacterized. Gene Ontology annotation, biological process: adaptive immune response. Gene Ontology annotation, cellular component: membrane. The transcript is spliced from 4 exons. Gene Ontology annotation, molecular function: signaling receptor activity. The record is from RefSeq and is a predicted model, not a curated record. NCBI's taxonomy places the organism in Eukaryota, Metazoa, Chordata, Actinopteri, Cypriniformes, Cyprinidae. Bases 72 to 689 code for a protein of 205 amino acids.
UUGUGCAGUGCAGAAAGAAGUUGGUUUUAUUUCCUGUGAACACUGACUGAGAUACACUGAAGGCAAUAACAAUGAAGUCUCUGCAGAUCAUCUUCUUGUUGUUGGUUGUUCUUUGUCUCAGCGACUUUGUUGCAAGUGCAGAUGGGAUCAAAUAUAAAGGUGACAAUUUCACCAUUAAGUGUCCUGCACAUCAGAAGGAAGCGCUCGGUGUAUCUCUAUACAGCAGACGUGAGAUCAGCCGACGAGUCUGCUACUACUAUUUCGAUGACAAGAAAAUUACUGUCCAUAAAGACUUUGAGGAACGGGUUAAAGUCGAAUAUGACGGCAAGAGUCUGACUAUAGACAUCAUUAACCUAAAACUGACAGACACUGGGGCUUACUGGUGCUCCUGCAAUGUUAUCUUUGGUAUAUGUACAAUGGACGAGUCAGGGGUUUUUCUUUUGGUGCACGAGCCACCGAUCAGUGUGGCCCAUUCCACAGGUGUUACUCCGAGUGGCAUGAAGGACUUAAUGAUCCCAGUGAUGGCUCUCACAGCUGGCAGUGUGCUCUUACUGUUACUCGUUGUGAUUGGAGUGUGGCUGGUGCCAAAGAUGAAGAAAAUGAACAGAAAACACACAGAAGAGGAGAAAAGGUGUAACAAUGGAGUGUACGAGGUCAUGACUGUUCAACGAAAGACAGAGCGUAUAUGAGACAUUCACGUAAAUAUCCCUUGUACUGGGUCGAAUAAUUAAGUUUACUUUUUUGCCAAGCAACUGGAAAAACCACAUAAAUUAGUAUAGUAUAUAUAUAUAUAUAUAUAUAUAUAUAUAUAUACAUACAUACAUAUAUUAUAUCAACUUAUGUGUGUGUGUGUAUACAUAUAUAAGCAAAAAAAGUUUUUUAUACUGUUUUGCAUGUUGCUGUGACUUAUUCAGUCCUACGCACCCAUUUCAUUUCAAUCUGAUUGAGUUUUUUUUUCUGUCCUAUUUCUGUUGAAAUAUGCAUUCAGAGAAAUGAGUUAAUCUCUUCUAAAUGUCUGCUUGUUUAAACUGAAUUUUCACUCCUCUUCUGUUUUCUGUAAAUACAUUUCAUUUUAUUUUAGUUCAUUUGUGGAUUUAUCUCAGCUUUGCAUGAUUGUUCAAUUCCUUUAGCAUUAAUGAGUGAUUCAGUUUUGGCUGUAGAUACUAUGCUUUGAUUCUCUUUUAUUUUUAACUGUGUUGUCUAUGCAUUUGUGUAUUACAUUUUUAAUGAAUGAAUUUGUGUGUGUUCUACAUAUUGUGCAAUAUAAUCCACUGUGGAUGUUGCCCUUAAACAGCUGGUGUAAUUUUUUGAUAACUUCAAUGCAUAGCUUCAGUAAUAUACAUUUGUACAUACAUAAUAUGCAAGUGUUGCUUUACAAGAAUAAUAGCAAAUGUGUGACAGAAACAGAAAACAGGAUUUGAAAAUGUUAGUUUUCACCUUAGUUUCAAGCCAUGCUUUUAUUUGCCUUGACUAGUCUAUAUUGGGGGCUUGCACAAUCUGCUUCUCUGAGACAAAUCUGCAGACUUCCUCCUGUGGUGGAACACAUUCAUAUCAAGACCCCUGUGGAGGAAAUUUGCUCCCCUUUCAGAGAAUGUCACCUCUAUUCGCACUUUAGUCUACCAACAUGUGCACUUUUUUCAGAGGGCUUUAUUCAGAUAUGAGUGGCGUUUUAAACCUCAGAGUGAUAAACAUUGCAUUUGGGGAAAAACUGUUGUGAUACUUUUACCAGAAACAGGAGGAUGUGUCAGAAAAUGUGUGGGUUUCUUAAAUGUUUGUCAGAUCAAUUGUACAGUCAGUCCUAACUACAUUUAGUGUAGUUUAUAUCGUACCUGGGAAAUGUCAUGCUGAUGUCAAAAAGUACUUUCCGGAAAAUCAAAAACAUUUGCUGUAAUGUUUACGUACAGUCACUGGAAACCUGUGACUAGUGAAAGGUUUUUGACUUAACAGCAUAGGAAACAAGUUCUGGUGUGAUGUGUAUUGCAGUUUUUCUCAACUGUAAAAAAAAAAAAAGAAAAACAUUAACCAAAAUGUCAAACCAUAGUGACAUUUCACACAAGUUCCAAACCAUUUUUUCAAAACCUUAAACACAAAUUUACAGCUGGUGCUCUUGUUAAGCCCUAUAGAAAAACCCACAGCGGCAUCACAGCUUGACUGGUUCUCACCAGGCGAACACUCCUGAGAACAUCAGUCGGUUAUGGGAAGUUUCUCAAUGCCAUGGUCGCCUCAUGGGCCUCUCAAUGUUUUUAAAUCUUGUAUAAAAUGUAUAUAAUUUAUUCAUAUUUGAUUGCCUGGAAAUAUAUAUUUGAUAUUUGUAUAUUAGAUUUUUACUGUUUCAUAAAUUGUUUGUUUACUGGUUUUAUAAUUUUGCUUUUAGCCUACUACUUUUUUUAACUGUACUAGGCUAUAAAAAUUAUGUGAAAAAAGCAAAAAACAAAAACAAAUGUGGAUCUUUAGCUCCUAAUGUAAAAUAUAAAAUUUCUUUUCACCCA